Carya illinoinensis is the source of this 948-nucleotide messenger RNA. RefSeq lists its product as uncharacterized. Lineage: Eukaryota; Viridiplantae; Streptophyta; Magnoliopsida; Fagales; Juglandaceae. The transcript has a single exon. The coding region runs from base 1 to 948 and encodes 315 amino acids. The record is from RefSeq and is a predicted model, not a curated record.
AUGGCGAUUAAAGUUUUCUAUCACGAGCAUGCGUUAUGGCUGGAUCAGAAAAAGAGUGAUGAUAAUGCUGAGUGCGACGCAUGCUCAAGUAUCUGCAUUGGCCUUACGUACAGUUGCCGUGAAUGCAGUUUGUUCCAUCUGCACGAAUCGUGUUCGAAGCUACCGAAAGAGUUGCACACCCUAUUUCACCCACACCCUCUUAGACUUACCCUACAGGUGGGCUACAAACAGCGAUGUUUUGCUUGUGCCGUUCUUCCCUCGCGCUGCUUCUUCCGUUGCAACGAGUGCAACUUCAUUUUGGAUGCUAAAUGUGCUUUUAUAAAGCCAGCAACAGAACAAAUGGAGGAGCAAUUUAGGACUCAUUUUGGCCACGAGCAUCCAUUGCUGCUUCUCGAGAACAUACCUAACGAUCGAGUUGUAUGCCUCCUAUGUAGAGAAUACUGCUCGGAUCUGACCUACGGUUGCCUCCCAUGUCGUUUCUUUCUCCAUCGGUCGUGUUUUGAACGGACCUUGCCAAUGGAGAUACGACAUUUCUCUCAUCCCUGUCCUCUAACCCUCUACACGUACGCACAUAGGAUGAUAAGGGAGGCUUGGAAUACUCCCUGCAGAGCUUGUAGAAAAUCCUUGCCUCGAGGGAGCUUUCUGUAUGGAUGUAGCAAGUGCAAAUACGUGAUGGAUAUUGAUUGCACUUGGUUUCCCACUACCGAAUAUGCAAGUAAUCGACAACAUGAGAUUUGUCAUUUCAUUCGCGGACAUCCACUGUCACUCUCUAGCAUCGAAAAAGGCCGCCAAGUUAAUUGUUGCAUAUGUGGGAAACACUGCAAUGGUACUAUGGCUGUAGCAGAACUAGCAGCUGUGAGGAUAUUUACUUCCACGAAUCAUGCCUUGAUGAGUUGCCGCAGGAGAUCAUCAACCAUCCCCGUCACCCUCGCCACCCUCUCUACCUGA